CACACAAGUGAUCACAAUUAUUUUGAGUGCAUACUGUUAGUAAAAAUAUAGCAUAACACAAACAGCUUGCUGAAAGAAUGUGUUGACAUGAAAACAAAAACAUCACAUUUUUUUAUUUAUUUUUGAAGCUGCAGCAUACAAAAUCAUAUCCAAGGUCAAUUCACUUAACUGCAUAAUUCUUCCUAAAUUCUAGGUAUGACGAAACUUUUAGGGCAUUGGAAGCUUUACAGCAGUGACAACAAAUGGGAUGACUAUAUGAAAACUAUGGGUGUCAAUAUAAUACUUCGAAAAGUAGGAAACAGUAUAACUAGCUGCGAAGAAAUCAAACAGACCGAUGAUUUAUGGGAACUCCUAAUAACGUCUACAUUUAAGAAUGCUCAUCUUAAAUUCAAACUUGGAGAAGAGUUCGACGAAACAACAUUGGAUGGCAGAAAAUGCAAGUCAACGUUUGCCGUGGAAGGAGAUGAUCUAGUACAUUACCAAAAAGGUUUUAAACCGGGCGAAGUGGAAUCGAAAAUAACACGGUCACGUGUUGAUGACGACACUAUGACAAUUACUCUGGAAGCAUUAGGGAAAAACCUUACCACAGUUCGAACAUUUAAACGAUAUACACCAUAAUUUAUAACUGAAUAAAAAUCUGGCUUUUU
Messenger RNA from Mytilus californianus (California mussel), 647 nucleotides. Its product is annotated as sodium/calcium exchanger regulatory protein 1-like. Gene Ontology annotation, cellular component: nucleus; cytosol. The transcript is spliced from 4 exons. Lineage: Eukaryota; Metazoa; Mollusca; Bivalvia; Mytilida; Mytilidae. Gene Ontology annotation, molecular function: fatty acid binding. Bases 196 to 618 code for a protein of 140 amino acids. Gene Ontology annotation, biological process: fatty acid transport. The record is from RefSeq and is a predicted model, not a curated record.